AUGGCACCGUCCUCUUCCCCAAUCUCAUCACGCCACGUGGCCGUCAUCGGAGCUGGAGCCGCCGGUCUAGUGGCGGCGAGAGAGCUUCGACGGGAAGGCCACUCGGUGGUCGUCUUCGAGAGGCAGGAACACGUCGGAGGAACAUGGAACUACACUGAUCAUGUCGAACUGGAUCCCUUAAGCGUUGACCCGACCCGACAAAUAGUCUACUCGAGCGUCUAUCGCUCUCUCCGAACCAACCUUCCUCGAGAGUGUAUGGGAUUCGUUGACUUCCCAUUCAUGACCCGACCCGGCGUCUCGGCAGCAUCAAGAGAUCCGAGGAGGUAUCCGAGCCACGGUGAAGUUCUCGCGUAUCUGCAAGAUUUCGCUAAGGAGUUUGCCAUCAGUGAGAUGAUACGGUUCGAAACGGUGGUUGAGCGGGUUUCUCCGGCGGAGGAAACAAAAUGGAGGAUUGAAUUUACAAAGAAAGAUGAUAAAGUUGGUCGUGAUGAGAUUUACGACGCCGUUGUUGUUUGUAAUGGACAUUACAUUGAACCUCGUCUCGCUGACAUUCCUGGAAUAAGUUCUUGGCCAGGGAAAGAGAUGCAUAGUCAUAACUAUCGUAUUCCCGAACCCUUUAAGGAACAGGUUGUUGUGAUUAUUGGAAGCUCUUCAAGUGCUGUUGAUAUAAGUAGAGACAUUGCUGGAGUUGCCAAAGAGGUUCAUGUGGCUUCUUGGUCAAAUGCUUCUGAUACUCUCAUCAAACAAAAUGGUUAUACUAACCUGUGGAUGCAUUCAAUGAUAGAGCGUGUCCAUGAGGAUGGUUCUGUGGUUUUUCAAAACGGGAAAACGACUUUGGCUGAUGUUAUUAUGCAUUGCACUGGGUUUAAGUAUCACUUCCCGUUUCUUGAAACCAAUGGAAGUGUUACCGUAGAUGAUAACCGUGUUGGACCGUUGUACAAACACGUCUUCGCUCCAGCAUUUGCGCCUUCGCUCUCCUUCAUCGGUCUAGCAUGGAAGGUGCUACCGUUUCAUUUGUUUGAGCUUCAAAGCAAGUGGAUUGCGGGUGUUUUGUCGGGUCGGGUCAGGCUUCCUUCAAAAGAAGAUAUGAUGGUGGAAUUAAUCAAAAACAUAAAUGACACACUUGAAGCACAAGGGAUUCCUAAGCGAUAUAGUCACUACUUAGGCAUUUCCCAAUUUGAGUACUUUGAUUGGUUGGCUUCACAAUAUGGAAGCUCAGGAACAGAGAAAUGGAGGAAAGAGAUGUGCUUGACGGGUUUCAUGCGGGCGAUGGAGCAUCCGGAGACGUAUAGAGAUGAAUGGGAAGAUCAUCAUUUGGUUUCUCAAGCUUAUCAAGAUUUCUCUUUGUAUACUCAUUAACAAGAUACGAGACCUAUAUCUGUCAAAUAAUAUUUGUUACAUGGUCUUGAAAAAAACGACAAUCACUUGUUAGGUAUUUAGUGGGAUCACUGGACUGGGAGCAAUAUGUAUAGAAGAAGAAAUUGUUAAGCUUAUCAAGAUUUCUCUUCCACAAAAA
Eruca vesicaria subsp. sativa (arugula) is the source of this 1516-nucleotide messenger RNA. Lineage: Eukaryota; Viridiplantae; Streptophyta; Magnoliopsida; Brassicales; Brassicaceae. The record is from the annotation of a GenBank genome assembly.